This is a messenger RNA of Cyprinodon variegatus (sheepshead minnow), 3544 nucleotides long. RefSeq lists its product as uncharacterized. Bases 1 to 3042 code for a protein of 1013 amino acids. The record is from RefSeq and is a predicted model, not a curated record. The transcript has 16 exons. Lineage: Eukaryota; Metazoa; Chordata; Actinopteri; Cyprinodontiformes; Cyprinodontidae.
AUGUGGAGCACUAAGAUCCUGAUGUUCAUCUUGUGGGGUUUUCUUCUGUUUUCUGCAGUUCUGAGCUGUUUGACCACUGUUCCAGGUUUGAUCCAUCACUUUGGAUAUGAGGGACGAGAUGAACACAUCCAGUGUUCAUACCCUUUGGGAUAUGAGGGUUAUGAAAAGUACCUCUGUAAGAAUAACUGUGGUAACAAUGAUGUUCUUAUUAGUACAUUACAAAAGAAUACAACAAAAUAUCGCACCUAUGAUGAGAAAAGAAAAAGGGUUUUCAUAGCAAUCAUCUCUAAGCUUCAUCUUAAUGAUGCUGGUAAAUUCUGGUGUGGAGUGACCAGACCAGGAACAGAUAUCUACACUGAAGUAAAGCUGCAUGUAACCCAAGACAGGUGCUGUCAAACUGUGAGUAAAACCCAAAGUAUUGAAGAAGGUUCGGUGACCAUCAGUUGUCCCUAUGACUCUCAGUCCGCCAACAACCUGAAGUACCUCUGCAGAGGAAACCGGCCCUCCGUAUGUCUAAAGCAGGCAGUUAUCACCUCUAACAGCCCACAAGAAGGACGAUUCAGACUCACUGAUGACAGGAAAUCAAGAAUAUUCACAGUGACUAUUUCCAGACUGACCCUGAAGGAUUCAGGGUUAUAUCUCUGUGGAGUGAAGAGAACCUCAGAUUAUGACCUUUUUUCUGCUGUUGAAUUGGAUGUCAAAGGUAAACCGACACUAGUUUAUCAGCACAGGACCACUACAGUGGAAACAGACUUAACAACUUGGUUAAAUGUUUCUGAAAAAAAAAUUCAAGAUGAUGUUCUUUAUCCAUUGUGGGCUCUAUUUCCGAUUCUGCUGCUGAUAUUAAUAACUGUCCUGGUGAAAGUUCGCAAGAACCAUUGUCACAUGAUUAAAGAAACCAAGGUCAUCAUAAACACUCACAAACUGGAAGAAGCAGAUGAACAGGAAGAGAUGAAUAGCAAUGAGCUUUACGAAAACCAUGAAGCUGUGGUUGUGUACGCACAGCAGUGGACCUUCAAACAGCGGAGCAACAGUUAUCACUUUGAUGACAAAGACGAAAAUGAAGCAGAUUGUGAAAGUAUCACAGCACCUGAGGAAAUCUACUGCAACGAGGCCUUUCAUGUCUGUAAGAACCUUAGGGGCCUGAGGAUCCACCAGGCCAUGAUGGGCUGCAUAAAGAGGAAGCAAGUAGAGCAACGCACAGAGCCAGUGCCAAGCACUGAACCUGGUGACGGAGGAGGAGCAGGAACCUCCAUGCUCGACAUGCUACACCUAGCAAACCAUCAGUACAGUACGCGGAGUGGGACCAUGCGAUGCUCAGAGAAUGAGAUCAACCAGAGCCUUAGUGCUACAUACAGUGAUAGCAGGAGGGAGGAAAACCUGCCUACCUUCAGUGAGCUACCCACACCUCCAAUACCCUCUGUCCAAUUUGACAUCAAGGAACCCAUGCUGGCAGAGGUCAGGAACAUCAAACAAGCUGCACGUCCCAGUGCAGCCCAAGGCCCAAGUGGAGUGCCCUACAAAGUCUACAAAAAAUUUGCUUCUUGUUGUGUAGUUAGUGCAGCAGCAGUGAUCCAUGAAUCUGGAUAUGAAGGCAAAGGAGUUAAUAUUACUUGCCACUAUAAUUCCCAAUAUGAGAGCCAUGAGAAGUAUCUAUGUAGAGGUGACUGUAACCAGGAUGCAGAUAUUCUGGUCAAGAGCACUGAAACACGGAAAGGUAGAUACUCCAUCAGUGAUAAUAAACAGAAGCAUUUUUUCGUGGCGACCAUUUCUUAUCUAAGUGCUAAGGAUGCCGGUAAAUACUUGUGUGGCGUGACCAAGGUUGGAUAUGACCACUUCCCUUCAGAGGUAUCAUUGAAAGUAAAACAAGAGUGGUGCUGUGUGAAGACCAACAAUAUGAGUGGGAUUAUAGGAAGUCCCAUUACGUUCUCUUGUCCUUAUCCAACACAACACAAGAAUAAUAGGAAGUUCAUCUGUAAGGGAGAUCACCGUGACAGCUGCGCUGAUGUAAUGAUAAUUGGAAACAGGUUCACUCUGCAAGAUAACGUCUCUUCGAGCUCUUUCACAGUGAUGGUCACCAGGCUGGAAGAAGGGGAUGGAGGAAUGUACUGGUGUGGUUCAGACGCAAAGUGGACUGCAGGAAAUUAUACUAAUAUUCAACUGACAGUCGAGUGGUGCUGUGGGAAGACAAUCAACAUAAAGGGCAAUCUGGGAUAUCCCCUUAGUUUUUCCUGCCCUCAUUCACUACGACAUCAAGAAAAUCUGAAGUUAUUCUGCAAGGGGGAUCAACGCAGCAAUUGCACUGAAAUGUUAAGGAGUCAAAGCAGAUUCGUUCUGCAAGAGGAUACGUCCUCUAGCUCUUUUUUGGUGAUGGUCACAAAGCUGGAAGACAGUGAUGCCGGGACAUACUGGUGUGGCUCACAGUCAAAGUGGAGUUUUGGAAAUUAUACCAAGAUUGUGCUGUCCGUAGAGUGGUGCUGUGUAGAGACAAAAAAGAUGGGUGGCAUUGUGGGAUAUGCCUUUGAUAUGUCUUGCCCAUAUCCAGCACAACAUUGGAAUAAUGAGAAAUUUCUCUGCAAAGGAGAACACCGCAACAGCUGCACUGAUGUGCUGCUGAAUCAGAGCAGAUUCACUCUCCAAGCUAAUGAGUCCGCCAGUUCUUUCUUUGUGAAGAUCACAAAGCUGGAAGAAAGUGAUGCUGGGACAUACUGGUGUGGUUCAGAUCCAAACUGGAGAGCUGGAAACUACACCAAGAUUGAGCUGUCAGUAGGUCCUUCCACUCUUAAAAUUGUGGUUUACAUCAUUCCUGCUCUCCUCCUUGUGCUUUUAUUUAUUGCAGUGAUUGCAGUAUAUAAAAGCACACAAAAAGGAGCCACAAAAGACAAGAAAAGGAGAAAGCUCGAAGCUCUACAAACGAUUUCUGAAAGGCCAGAAGAUUACGUUUACAAGAGCUCCAGUCACAAUUAUAAAGCUGUGGAUUUCCAAGAACAAGUUUAUGAAAACCUCAAAACAGAAAACGAUAUUUCCUCUGUUUAUAUGUAAUGCAGGGCACCUCAUAAAGAGUGAUUUGUCAUUUAACCCUGAGCAUUUGGAAUUUCUGGCUAAAGCUUCCUUUCUAUGAUAUAGAGAACAUAUUAUUUAAAACAACUCAAGCAAGCAAAUGUUGUAUAAAAAGUUUGCAAUCAUACAACUGUAGCCCAACUGGUAGUUUUUUUUUUUAUAAACAACACAAAUACAGUAUGUGUUCAUAAAUAAGAGAUUAGUAGAAACAACAACCCAAUUUGAAAGCUCAAAUGCAACCUUCAAAUAUAACCUUUUUUUUAGCAAAGCUGUUUGGUAUAUCCAAUAAUUUAACAUGAUUGUAGUUAUAAGAUGAAGUCUCAUCAGUUUACUUCGGGACCAAAGCGGCUUGGAGCUUUAUUUACUCUGCUGUGCCAUUAAAUGGACUGUAAAUGUAAAAGCAGGCAGAGAACUUGCAAUUAUACCAUUGAUCGGGAGUGUGAAGCUUUUGAAAUAAUUGCCAACGAAUAAGAAGACAGUGGAA